Pseudogymnoascus destructans is the source of this 1856-nucleotide messenger RNA. RefSeq lists its product as uncharacterized. The coding region runs from base 466 to 1608 and encodes 380 amino acids. NCBI's taxonomy places the organism in Eukaryota, Fungi, Ascomycota, Leotiomycetes, Thelebolales, Thelebolaceae. The record is from RefSeq and is a predicted model, not a curated record. The transcript is spliced from 2 exons.
GCCCGUACAUGCCCAUUAAAGCAGGUUCCUAAUUAGGGUAGUUUUAGAGGUUUUAAAUAAUUAAUUUGUUGAGUUAUUAACCUGUAAAGUGCAGAUUUGGUGUGUUGCGAUACGACUCGCAUGCAAAUACGACUCGCUUGUCAAGUACGUUACUCCGUAGGAGUGUCUGUGAUAUCGUUCGCCAUCAUCGCCCCAUUCUGAUAUAGCCCCUACCCGAAUGCCGCCUCCCGCACGAGGCUGGUCGCUUGGGUUUUGCCACCCCUACUAUACGACUUCAACGUAUAGGGAUAGAUAUGCCCUUGGACUGUUGGACACAAAGUUCUGAGCGUCCAUCACUGCUUUUACCCCCUCCGUCAUCCCACAAACAUCCCAUGGGAAACUCGAGCAUUGUCCCGCCCAACGCCUUCCUUCACAGCGACCCGUUGACGGCACAGCAGGGAGAGCCCCAGCUCUGUCGUCCCAACCAUGGUGGCCGCCAUGAGCGGCGGCUAUAUCACUCGCGCGACGAACACGAGCGCCAUCAUCGCGUGCAUGGUCGUUGCCAUCGCCUUUGUCCUCACCCGCAUCCUCGUGCGCUGGAAGGCUGGCCACGGCUUUGGCCUCGACGACUACUUCUGCUGGGCGGCGCUCAUCUUCUACCUCGCCUACUCGGGCCUCAACUUCUCCAUUUUCCCCAAGAUCUACAUGUUCCAGGGCAUCAUGGAUGGCAAGAUGCAGCGGCCGCCAGACUUCGCGCAGCAGUACACGAAGAUGCUGCGGAGCGUCCUCGCCACCAACAUCAUGUUUUUGACGACGCUGUGGUGCGUCAAGAUCAGCCUGCUGCUCAUGUUCAGGAGGCUGAUAGAGCGCGUGAGGUCGAUCUACGCAAGGUUUUGGUACGGGGUUCUCAUAUUCACCGUGGUCGUAUAUAUCAUUGCCGUCGUCUCGGGGCUUGUUUCCUGCGGGCCAAUGCAUAACUACAACAUCGUGGGGAAGUGUGCCACCAAAGAGUUUGCGCAGCUGCGAUCGUGGUCUCUCUACUUUUGCAUGGCCAGCGACGUGACCACCGACCUCCUAAUCAUGUCGAUCCCCAUCUCCCUUAUCUGGAACCUACAGAUGAACCUCCUCCAAAAAAUCGGCACUGGCAUUUCCUUCUGCGCCGGCUUUACCACCAUCAUCGUGGCCUUCAUCCGCGCCUUCACGCUGCACGCCAACAAGAGCUCGCAGAUCAACAUCUCGUGGCUAGCCUUCUGGGCCACCAUCGAGGGCUGCAUCGCCAUCUGCGUGAACUGCAUCCCGGCCUUUGCCUUCCUCGUGCGCAACAAGAUCCACCACUCGCGCGACCGAAAGGCUGCUAACAACAACUUGGCGGAAUAUGGUCAGAUGGGGUCGGGCUCGCGGCCCAAGGCCGAUGGCGACGACGGCGGGGUCUUGAUGACGCCGAUGGGGCGGGGCGAGCAGGGCGCGCCGGGGGACGCGCAUAGAGCGGGGAGGUAUGUGGCAAAUGUGAGCGUGGGGGGCGUGAGGCGGAUGGAGGACGUUGUGGACAAUAGCUCCCAGGAGAGCAUUAUCGGGGCUGCGCGGGACGUGGACGGAGUCCACGUUACGAGGACGAUCCGGAUAUCCUAAUUAAAGCUUUCAUUAGGGGCUCCAUUUCAGUAUUGUUAAUAAGGCUAGGAACCCACUGUUGCUUGGCCUAUGUGGGUGUUAGUAUAGUGCAUUUCGCGGUGACUAUAAUUUAGAGGUAUUAUGACAUAAAUUGUAUGUAAAGGUAACGUGCAUGUAUAACGAAAGUGCCAAACAAGCGAAAGUGCCAAAAUCAUGCGGUGACCAACCCCCCCAACUAAAUGUUAAAUUCCUCCACAACAAAACAUGCG